Molecule: messenger RNA, 546 nt
Organism: Lodderomyces elongisporus
Lineage: Eukaryota; Fungi; Ascomycota; Pichiomycetes; Serinales; Debaryomycetaceae
Exons: 1
Coding region: 1-546 (181 amino acids)
Source: RefSeq, a predicted model, not a curated record
AUGUCACUAGAUGAUGAGGUAAAUAAGGCAUGGUUGACUCUGUAUGUUUCAUACACUAAGUUGAAUGGUUUGUCAAUAAAUUCUAAUUUGAUAAAUCAACACUCAUUACUAUCGUCAAAAACUCAGCAAAUAGAACACGAAGGUAUAGCUAUUGAUAUAAGCCGAGAAGUUCCACAUUUGACGUCCUUAAUAGAAGCUCAGCCAAAUAGCCUUGAACUUGAGUCUGAAUUCAAGCGCUUGAUGAUGAAAUUUUUCUGGGCUGGUUUUGAGAUGAAACUGAGAAUGAAGCUGGAGUUGGCCGGUGGUGACAAGGAGCAGGACCAAAGGCAAGAGCAAGAGCAAGAGCAAGAGCAAGAACAAGAGCAAGAGCAAGAGCAAGAGCAAGAGCAAGAGCAAGAGCAAGAGCAAGAGCAAGAACAAGAGCAAGAACAAGAGCAAGAGCAAGAGCAAGAGCAAGAGCAAAAGCAAGAGCAAGAGCAAGAGCAAGAGCAAGAGCAAGAACAAGAGCAAGAGCAAGAGCAAAAGCGGAAUAAUGUUAAUGAAUGA